Messenger RNA from Rhagoletis zephyria (snowberry fruit fly), 1217 nucleotides. RefSeq names its product phosphopantothenoylcysteine decarboxylase (gene Ppcdc). Gene Ontology annotation, biological process: coenzyme A biosynthetic process. Gene Ontology annotation, molecular function: FMN binding; phosphopantothenoylcysteine decarboxylase activity. The record is from RefSeq and is a predicted model, not a curated record. NCBI's taxonomy places the organism in Eukaryota, Metazoa, Arthropoda, Insecta, Diptera, Tephritidae. Gene Ontology annotation, cellular component: phosphopantothenoylcysteine decarboxylase complex.
GAAGUCAUUCAUACCAACACCACCGGAGAAAGGCAGCUUUCCACUUGAUCACGAAAAUAUUUGCAAAAAGUACUAUCUGCUUUACAUGAGCUGUUUGCGUCGCAACAGCGAUAACAACUCAAAGUGCCGACUGGAAGCUAAAGAGUAUCUGGGUUGUCGUAUGCAAAAUAAUUUGAUGGAGCAGACCCAAUGGUCCAAGCUAGGUUUCGAAGACGAGCAUAACGCGAAUGCGAAUGAAAAUACCAAUAAAAAUUAAGUGCAAUACACAGAAAAUAGUAAAACAAAGCAACAAAAACCAUGAUGAGACCACAAAAAAACAUAUUAAUCGGUGUUACAGGCAGUGUAGCUACCAUUAAACUUCCACUGCUUAUCGAAAAGAUCAAAGAGUUUGAACAAGAUUAUGCCAUAAACAUUAAAAUAGUUCCCACACAACAUGCCCGUCACUUUUUCGAGAGCACACUUUUGCCCGCAAACGUAAAGGUAUUGAUUGAUGCCGCGGAAUGGUCAAUGUGGCAAAGGAGGGGUGAUCCGGUAUUACAUAUAGAAUUGGGUAAAUGGGCGGAUGUAUUACUUAUUGCGCCGCUCAGCGCAAACACACUCGCAAAAAUAUCUACGGGUAUAUGCGACAACUUGCUGACAUGUGUGGUCCGCGCUUGGGAUCUGCACAAGCCGUUGCUCUUUUGUCCAGCAAUGAAUACCCGUAUGUACGACCACCCCUUGACUUAUGAACAAAUUGGUAAACUUAAAUCUUGGGGCUACAUUGAAGUUCCUUGUAUUUCGAAGACCUUAAUGUGUGGUGACACCGGCGUUGGAGCAAUGGCUGAAGUGUCUACAAUCGUUGAAAGAUUGAAACCGAUUUUGGAAAAUUUAUAACUUCCAAAGUAAGCACAUAUUUACGUAUUUAAUGGAACAUGCGUACUGCGCAAUGACAUCAUUCAUUAAUGGCGGGCUUAUUCCUAACAAAGCAAUAUUUUCCAUAAGGGAUAUUUAUAGUUUAGAAUUAAACCAACAGUAAAUUAGAAUGUAAAUAUUUCGAUUAACAUGCUUUCUAACUAGAAAAAUACCAAUUUAGGAAGCAUUCUAACUAAUAGCAUGAAUUUCAAUAGAUUUGGGUGCAUAUGUAUAUUGGUUUUAUUGUAUUUAGUUAACAGGUUGCCUUAAAUGUAUAUAAUAAAUUUAAAAUACAAUUUAAGCAAAAAGCAAAUUCAUUAACUGCA